Molecule: messenger RNA, 6010 nt
Organism: Silurus meridionalis
Lineage: Eukaryota; Metazoa; Chordata; Actinopteri; Siluriformes; Siluridae
Gene: nrg2b
Product: neuregulin 2b
Exons: 11
Coding region: 1610-3733 (707 amino acids)
Biological process (GO): intracellular signal transduction; animal organ development; nervous system development
Molecular function (GO): signaling receptor binding
Source: RefSeq, a predicted model, not a curated record
GACCACCAGGUCUGGCCACCAUAUAUAAAGCUUAGAAUGAUGUAAUGUAUAUGUUGUUUUUUUUAUUGUUAUGCAUUUUUGUAAAAUGUGUAAACUUGAUUCAUCUGCAUCCAUGCAAAGUUAAGUAUUAAAGCAGAAAUUAAUUUGUCUGUAAAAUCUGCGCGCCGUAACCACAGUGUUUGUCCUGCAGAUGUCGCCCUUCAGCAAUUAAUAAACAGCGCCCAGCAACAGUCACCGUCUCACGACGCAUUUAGUCUAUCAAUACAACUAAAAUGAUGCAACGUCUGUCACGUUAAAUUCCCAUUUAAUUAAAAAAAAUAUAUACUAAUUUUGUAACCAAUUCAUAUAGUCUGUGUUUCAUUACUGUGGUGCUCAUGCGCUCUGUGUUUGUCAUAACGCUGCAAUGCCCGGUCUCCUCCCUUUAUUAAUAGACAGUGCCCUCUCGCAGCCAAAUGCCCGCAGGACCUGUUGCCGUGGUAAAUAUGGCUGAUUGGAUGGUCGGUGGGCUGCUCUUUUUCUGCUCUGACCCCCGCCUGGUUGCUUUUUGGGGCAAAAUGGUGAAUGUGACCUGAAUGCGGCAGUCGGAUUUCAGCGUUAAAUGAAUUGCUGAUCGUCAGGGCAUCGAUUCCUUUAGAGCUUCUUUUGCAGCGCUGUUUAUCGCCUCUAAGUCUGCGGUCUGCAGCCGCCUGUGCCUCUGCGUGCGCUGCUGUACACGGAAAAAGCUCUGUGCUCCUGGCUUCUAAUGCAGUCGUGUUAUAAUCCACCGACGAUGUGCUCGAACAUUUGAGCAUCUGACGGUGGGAUUAGGACAGAAUUCUUGUUGGCCAGUCGCCGUAUGCAGCUUGAUCUUGGUCACAUUAUUGGCCCUCUCAUUUGCAUUUGCACGAAAGAUCCUCAGAAGAGUACAUAUAGAAAGCUUUUUGGGACGGUGUGUGUGUGUGUGUGUGUGUGUGUAUGUAAGUGCGCGCCCGCGCGCGCGCGUGUGCAGUGAGCAGUAGAGGGGACGCGCUUGUUGCAUCGCCCCGCUGCACGUCUUGCGUGUGUCGUCGCCCUUUGGAGACCAAUUUGAGCGUAAAAUCCACCAGCGGACACCACGACAGGCCAUUUAGGAUAAAUUCGGUUCUUUGUGUGCAUUGAAACCAAAUCAUUUCUAAAGAAUCCAAGUUUUUUUUUUUUCAUCAGUGACAGAAUGCCCACCCGGGCGAUGACAUUUCAGUGGACACAGAAAGACUAGCGGCGUCUUGCGGAAUCUGCGCUCUCGCGAGGAGCGUAAUUUAUGAACACACACCGGCGCUGGGGGACUGCGCUGAAGGAGAAUGCAGCAACGAGUCUUUUUCCGCCCCGCGCCGAUGCCCGGGGCUGUUUCCGGUUCCUGAGCGUCCCGCGGUCCCCCGUCACGAAACCGCGCGGGGAAAGCGGCGCCCACAGAUGGCAUGGGCACAGCCUGCGCAAGGUCUGCCGCUCUGCCCCGCCACCGGAGCCCGCCCGCCAUACCCCUCUGCCGCUGUAACCCUACUCCGUUGUCCUACUCGUCCCGCGUACGCCCCGAAACCACUGCACCUGCACCUGCACCACCGCGGCCGGCCGCCCCUGAGCCACAGCCGACGGCAUGAGGAGGCUUGAUGCGGUGCACUUCUCCAUGCUGCUCGUCGGGGUCUCCUUUGCGUGCUACGCCCCGAGCUUGGAUUCCCUGCAGGAGCAGGCGUACCGAUCGGCCGUGGUGAUCGAGGGCGAGGUCCAAGAGCUGCCCGCCAACGCCUCCACCGAAACGUACACCGUGAGCGUCCGAGUCGUGGACGUGUGGCCGACCAACAGCGGCGGACUUACGCGCCAGCAGCUCGUCACCGUUGGCGACUUUGGCUCUGAGGCUCCGUGCGUCGCAGUGGAGAAGGACCACAGAUACAUAUUUUUCAUGGACCCCACAGAGGAGCCACUGGUGUUCAGGGCAUCUUUUGCUCCUCGUGAAACCGUUGAGAAAAAUCUCAAAAAAGAUGUGGACCGCAUUCUUUGUGAGGACUGCGCAUUAGCUCCGAAGGUGAAGCCCAUGCGUUCUCAGUGGGUGUGGGAGGGUGAGCGUGUGACCUUAAAGUGUGAGGUGCAGGGCAACCCGAGCCCAUCCUUUCGCUGGCUGAAAGAUGGAGGUGAUCUCCGCAAGAACAAAGAUGUCAAAAUCAAAACCAACAAGAAAAACUCAAAGGUCCAGUUUAGCCGAGUGAGACUGGAGGAUUCCGGAAACUACACCUGCGUGGCUGAAAACCCGCUGGGCAAGGGUAACUCCACCAGCUACAUCAACGUCCAAAGCAUAACUACCACGCUGUCUCCGGGCUCCAGCCAUGCCAGAAAGUGCAAUGAGACGGAAAAGGCCUACUGUGUCAAUGGUGGUGACUGUUAUUUCAUACACGGUAUAAACCAGCUGUCCUGCAAGUGUCCAAAUGACUAUACUGGUGAUCGCUGUCAAACCUCCGUUAUGGCCAGUUUCUACAAGCAUCUGGGAAUUGAAAUAAUGGAGGCAGAGGAACUGUACCAGAAGCGGGUACUGACAAUAACAGGCAUUUGCGUGGCUCUGCUGGUGGUUGGCAUCGUGUGUGUCCUUGCAUACUGCAAAACCAAGAAACAGAGGAAGAAGAUGCAAAGCCAUCUGCACCAGAACAUGUGUUUAGAACACCCCAAUCGUAUGCUGGCCAACGGGCCCAACCACCCAGGGCCUGGUCCCAGCCCAGAGGAGAUCCCUAUGGUCGAUUAUAUCUCUAAGAACGCCCCAGCCACCGAGCGAGUGAUACGACAUGGAACAGAGACAUCAGGCAACUUCUCGGGCAGCCGGAUGUCUUCACGGUCUCACCACUCCUCUACUGCCACCCACGCUUCCAGUCACCGGCAUGAGGAGAGGACAUGGAGUAUGGAGAGAUCAGACAGCAUGAACUCGGACUGCCACUCGGGGGCACUCUCUUCCUCAGUGGGCACCAGUAAAUGCAGCAGUCCAGCAUGUAUGGCUCGGCAUGCAGCAUACUGUGGCUAUUCCGAGCCUGCACGGAGCCCCCUGCAGUACGGAGACUCAUUCGACUCUCUGCGGGACUCACCUCACAGUGACAGGUACGUGUCAGCGCUCACCACGCCGGCCCGUUUGUCUCCAGUGGACUUCCACUCUUCCUCACUGCCCCAGCAGGUGCCUACCUUUCAGAUCACGACACCCAAUGCCAGCCAUGCACUGUCCCUACCACCGGCAGCAGGUUCCUAUUCACCCGGUGACGAUCAGCCGCUCCUACGCCGGCCACGACGUGCAUGCAACCCAUACCACAGUGAGGGGACUGGAUCUCUCCCGUCCAGCCCAUACCGGCUCGCAGAUGAUGAGGACUACGAGACAACACAGGAGUACAUGUCGUCACGUGAGAGGCCCAAAAAGAGUGGCAGCGGGCGACGCUGGCACAGGAGGUCACGCUUCAAUGGACACGUUUCCCAGCGUGCCAAAGUGCCAAAGGACUACAGCUCGCAGAGUUGCCUGUCAGACAGCGAAUGGGAGGAGGAGGAGGAGGAGGAGAUGGGAGAGCUGGGGCAUGGUGAAAGCACGCCUUUCCUCAGCAUGCAGAACAUGAGCAUGAACAACGAGCCGGCCACUAUCUACCGGCCCAAUGACAUGCGGACGUACAGCAGUACAGCACGCAGCACGUCACGCUCAAACACUCACACAAACAAACUGUCACAGUCACGGUCCAAACCAGACAAUGCACCCCUUUAAACCAAGAGCAGUGACGAGGACAGUAAAACAACAUAUCUAGGAGAGAGAGAGAAAAAAUGAUAUAUGCUAUAGACCUGCACCUAUAAGAAAUAUUUUUUAUUUUAUAUAACAGACAGAUAUUCUAAACAAAGGAAAUAUUUAUUUUCAUUUCAGCAAAAAUUGUCUACUAGCUAGCAGCAAAGACUUUUUUAUAGGGGGGAAAACUAUUUAUAUGUAAUUUCUGUUCUUUGGUUUACAGCAUUAUGAAGAAGAAUCACGUGCCAAUUUUUUCACAACUUAGAAAUAGAAUAAUAUUGUGGUGCCUUUUGCUGUAUGCCGAUGAGGGAGGUUCCGUUAAGUUUUUUUUGUAGCCUUUCUUAAAAUGGACUCCUGGGUUUUAUAUAGACAUGUUUUUUUUCUUGGUUUCUUUUUGGUUUGUUUGUUCAGGAUCUCCCCAUUUGAACUGUGAUCUAAUUCUGACAUCAUGCAAUAUGGGAAUCACUUUUAUGUAAGAUGUUUGUUUACAUGAGUAGGGGUUCACAAACUGGUCAUUUCCCCAAGGCAUUUAUACAAUCACCAUGGGCACGCUGUUUUCUGUUUAAAACAGGAAAUUGUGUGUUUGUGUAGACAUUUUAAUGGUUUUCUUUUUUCCCCCCACUGGUUUAUCAUAUGUUGUUUGCAGGUCUGCAGGUGUUCAUAGGGCAUUGUACUAGGUCAUGGUACCUGCCCCGGCGUUCAGGGUUUUCAAAAUGGCAGUGUAUGUACGUCCAAUGAAUGUGUUUACUCUACUGUAUGUAAGAGAAGGGGUCUGUGUAUGUAUUUGUGUGUGUGUGUGUAUGUGUCUCGGAGUGGUGUCUGUGUGUGCAUGUGAAUUUUAGACUAGUCAGCCUGUAUUUGUUUGGUUUUUGUCUGUAUGCACCUGCGUGUUGUGUGUUCGAGUGUAACAGGCACUAGUCUAAAGGUUUGGGUGUGUGCUUGUGUCUAAGUGCAAUCUCUCUGAUGGGUUUUGUCAUAGGGGAGCACUGACACUCUGUUUCCAUUAUGUUGGCUUUAAAAAAAACUGGAGAAAGACACACUGGUGACUUUGCCACUACCCGGUGGCGAAACGAGCUCAUUGCACUGUUCCCUUCCUUCCAUGUGUAGUGUUUGGCAACGGUGCCACCUGCAGAUGAACCAAUCCAGCCUGAUUCUAGCCUACGUGGGCUGUCAUAUCCUGUUAGUUCACACGCCCCGUUCCUAUGCCAGCAGCUUAAAGCCGCUAUGUGUCUCAGGACUUCCCAUUCAAAAAAACCCACGAUUCAUGAGCACUUCUCACACUUAGAUCUGAUCUGCAGUUCUGAUCUCUGAGAAUGAUACCACUGGCUAUUUUUGCUCAUUUGUGAAACCUGUAGAAAGUCUUUGAUGGCCUGACAUUUUAGGUGUUUUUUUUCCCUGCUGCCCCCACACCCUUCUCUCUGAUUGGUGUUUGUCUGUAUGCAAGCUGGGGGCUUGCUGUUAGCAUUGCUGGCCUGGGCAUGCUACUUUAGACAAACAGAUUGUGAAAUAACCUAUUUUUUUGUUUGUUUUCGGACUUAACCAAAAUCUUAACACGCUAUCCAGAAAAUCGACACCUCUCCCCCAAAUACCCUAUCCACACACAAACACACCCACAUAAACACCUGGAUCCACAUAACAUACACUGUGUCCUCACAUCCAAAUACACUCCCACACACUCAUUCAAAGCUUCUCCUGACUCACUGAUUUCUCUUUCUCUCUCUCUCUCUCUCUCUCUCUCUCUCUCUCUCUCUUUCUUUCUUUUUUCCCCUCUCCUUUACUCUCUCCUCUUGUUCUGUUCUUCCUCUGUCUGCCUGUUAAGCCUUCCCUUUUUCUGCAUGUCCUAGUGGUUCUGGUAGAUGGGUGCAUGGUAAACGCAUCAACUGAGUUGUCUUCAUGCGGUGAAAGUGUACUUUUCAUUUUGACAUCCAGCAAUAAAUCCCCCUUUUUUUCAUGCCCAUUCUUGACUUGGAAUAUGCUAGAAAUUUUUGCAAGUUUUCUCAGAAAAUAGUACUUGUACAAAAAUCAAACCACUUGUUCAUAUGGAAAAAAUAAAUCUUUAUUCCUACCAUUUUGGAAAAAAAACCAAAACACUUAUUUGUCAUUUUUAUGUAAUGUGUGUUCUUUUUUUAUUAUUUGAAAUGUCCAUGACUUCAGCACUGCUAAUAUUUUUUUCCUGGGAGACUUUGUUUGUUUUAAAGUGAGGUGUCUCAGAAUUUCUUUCUGCAAGCACUAUAAGCAAGGUAAGUACUUCACUAAUUCUGA